CCUAAGACUCCAAUUCGACAAUACUAUUUUUGUAAAUGCAUUUGAUAGAACUCAGCAGGACUGCUUUUGCAGGAUAUUCAAAAGAAUUUUUUUUUUCAAAACAUCUUCAACUUCCUGUCAACUACACAACUAUGCGUCUUCCUACUGCCGACGAACUCGAACAACUCGAAGAUAUUGAAAAGCAAUGGGCUGUCAAGGCUAUGCACCACGCCGAGACCUACUUCAAGUUGAUUUCCACUAUCGACCCUCGUCAGUUUCGUUUGACAAACAUUGACGAUGAAAUCCUCAAGGAUUUUGAAGAAAACUUCCCAGAGAUCAAUGUAGAACAUUUGGAUGAAAACCACUUCAAGACACCCGCUGCUAAAGAAAAAUGGAGAAACUUUAUUAACAAAUAUGAAAAGAGAGUGAAUGAAUAUAACUUUGGAUCAUUGAUCCGUAUUGAUUGUAGAGAAGAUUAUACAGAACAAAACACUAUGUUCGGUGUACGCAUGCAGUUUUAUGCUAUUGAAAUUGCUAGAAAUAAGAAGGGAUUGAAUGAUUCCUUGCGCAAGAAAUAAUAAAGUUUUUGUUUAUAAAUGCUUGGCGAAAAGAAG
Gilbertella persicaria is the source of this 593-nucleotide messenger RNA. RefSeq names its product polysaccharide biosynthesis-domain-containing protein. The record is from RefSeq and is a predicted model, not a curated record. Bases 36 to 557 code for a protein of 173 amino acids. Gene Ontology annotation, cellular component: cytoplasm. Lineage: Eukaryota; Fungi; Mucoromycota; Mucoromycetes; Mucorales; Choanephoraceae. The transcript is spliced from 6 exons.